Brassica napus (rape) is the source of this 5126-nucleotide messenger RNA. RefSeq names its product polyadenylate-binding protein-interacting protein 4. The transcript has 33 exons. The coding region runs from base 314 to 4876 and encodes 1520 amino acids. Gene Ontology annotation, molecular function: RNA binding. Lineage: Eukaryota; Viridiplantae; Streptophyta; Magnoliopsida; Brassicales; Brassicaceae. The record is from RefSeq and is a predicted model, not a curated record. Gene Ontology annotation, cellular component: cytoplasmic stress granule. Gene Ontology annotation, biological process: cytoplasmic stress granule assembly.
CCGUAGGAGAUCAUUUCCCCACGCAACGAUCGGUUUCUUGUAGCGCUCUUCUUUCUUUUCAUCACUCUGCGAAGCAGUUACUCUCACUCAGCUCCGAUCAUUCUCUCCGACUAUCGUUUUCUCCAAGACUAAUGGUGAAUCGUUUUACCGUCACUCUCUCCCCGCGCGAAGCUUAGCUCUGUGUUAAACCCUAACUCGCCGCGUCGGAAGCAAUCGAGCUCGUCCCGCUUCGGAGCAUUCGCUUACACUUGCGCCGGCGAGCUUGGUUUCUGAUCGGGAUAGAGUUUUUCAGUUCGAACAGUUUAAGGCUACAAUGAAUGGGGAAGAUGGAAGCUUGAAGAGGCAUUCACGUGAUAGUUUAGUGUACCUCACAACAUGUAUGAUUGGGCAUCUCGUGGAAGCGCAUCUUAAAAAUGGAUCGGUUUAUAGUGGUAUAUUUCAUGCUGCUGAUGUGGAGAAGGAUUUUGGAAUUGUUCUAAAGAUGGCAUCCCUGGUUAAAGACGGUACUUUACCAGGGCAUAAAUCUCGUUCCCAGUUUGUCAGAAAGCCACCUUACAAGACAUUCAUUAUUCCUGCGGAUGAGCUUGUGCAAGUUGUAGCUAAGGAUCUCUCCGUAGUGAGUGACGGCAAGUUAAAUGCCGUUCAGAGUGACAAGUCGGGGGAGCUUUUGACGGAUUCUUCUAUAUCGAAGUCUUGUCGUGUUGUUCAGAGAAGCGAGCGAAAACCCAGGGUACUUGACGGUGAAGCUCCUGAGGGUCUGGAUAAUGUGUUUGAUGAGUCUUGCAGAAGUGAAGAACAAGUGCUCAAAGCUACACCUCUAAUGGUGUCAUCUCAACUAAAGGUUCAAGAAAGUACAAGUCUUGUUCAAACUGUGGAAGAAAAAAAUUCGCCCGGCAAGGAAUCUGCUGAGGCGUCACCGUCAAGUAUGAGUUCAAGUCAGCUGACGUAUACGCCUGAAGAGGGGAAAGAGGAAGGUAUCGAAUCAUUCCUCAAAGUGGCUACUGUAGCGUCUCGAGAAGCCGCUAUCGCUUGCCUCACUAAGUGCAAGUGGAAUCAAGACGACGCCAUCAGUUAUUUCUUUGGAGAUUACACAAAAGCUAUUCAAGAUAGUCCAAGUCCCGUUAAGGAAUCUGCUGAGGCGCUGUCGUCAAGUAUGAGUUCGAUUCUGCUGACGAAUUCGCCUGAAGAGCAACUGUCUCGGUUGAAAGAGGAGAUUGUCAAAUCAUUCUGCGAUGUGGUUAUUGUAGCGUCUCGAAAAGACGCAGAAGCUUGCCUCAGUCACUGCAAGUGGAAUCAAGAAGACGCCAUCCGUUAUUUCUUUGGAGAUUACACAGAAGCUAAUCCUGAAAUUGCGUGGUCUCAGGCAGGUGAGAGUCAGCCCUUUCAGAAUGAAACAAAUGCAGAUCAGAGCUGCUCUAUACCUGGUGAUCACGCUGGUCACCUUCCCUCUGAACAGCGGUCCAAAGAUUUUCCUCCCCAAGACAGCAGUACCAGUGAGAGCCAGUUGGGUGAGCGAAGAAACAACAAUAAUCCAGAGGGUGCCCGCAGUAACAGAACACCUGAGAAAUCAGUUUCUGGUUCUGGUCAUGGAGACAUCAAAGAAGGUGGCGGUGGAACCUCGGCCUCGAAGACUGUUGCUGAGAAUGAAAGGCAAGUCAGUCAAAUUUCUGGUGAAACAAAAUCUGAAAGCGCUUUUGGGCAGUCGGAUUCUAGAAGAAUUUCAGAGAGCGGCCCAGCUACACCGACGUCAACUCGUCCUGGACUAUCACCAAGCUCGCCAAUUAGUUCGUUGCCCUCAUCAGAAAAGUCGACUCUUAACCCGAAUGCAAAGUUUGAACAGUUUAAGGCUACAAUGAAUGUGGAAGAUGGAAGCUUGAAGAGGCGUUCACGUGAUAGUUUAGUGUACCUCACGACAUGUAUGAUUGGGCAUCUCGUGGAAGCAUAUCUAAAAAAUGGAUCGGUUUAUAGUGGUAUAUUUCAUGCUGCUCAUGUGGAGAAGGAUUUUGGAAUUGUUCUAAAGAUGGCAUCCCUGGUUAAAGACGGUACUUUACGAGGGCAUAAAUCUCGUUCCGAGUUCGUCAGAAAGCCACCUUAUAAGACAUUCAUUAUUACUGGGGAUGAGCUUGUGCAAGUUGUAGCUAAGGAUCUCUCCGUAAUCAGUGACGGCAAGUUAAAAGCCGUUCAGAGUGAGAAGUCGGUGGAGCUUUUGACGGAUUCUUCUAUAUCAAAGUCCUGUCGUUUUGAUCAGGGAAGAGAGCUAAAACACUGGGUACCUGAUGGUCAAGCUCCUGAGGGUCUGGAUAAUGUGUUUGAUAAGCCUUGGAAACGUGGGGGAUGGGAUCAGUUUAAGGUGAAUCAGGAACGGUUUGGAGUAAUGAGCACCUUCAAUGAGGAAAUGUAUACCACACCACUUGACAGAGGUCUUUGGACUAGAGAGCUGGAAGAGAAAGCCAGAGAGAUUGCGAGAGAGAUUGAGGGUGAAAAUACCGGAGAUCUUCAUGUAGCAGAGGAAAGAGGCCUUCAAGUUAAUGAGAAAUUUGAUACUGACGAGGAAGCUAAAUACUCAGCUGUCCGUCGAGUUGAUGGAUUUGAUGAUAGUGGGUUUGAUGAGGAAGACGACAAAUUGCUGGACACUUGCAACGAUCAGACUUUCGGUGGUUCAUCUACUUCUAUUGUCCAGAAGCCAGCUUCUUCUAGUGGCCAGAAGCCAACUUCUUCUAGUGGCAAGGGUUAUGGGGGUGAGAGCUGCUCGAUAUCUGAUGAUCACGCUGGUCACCUUCCCUCUGAACAGCGAUCCAAGUAUUUUCCUGCCCGAGGCAGCAGUAUAAGUGAGAGCCAGUUGGGUGAGCGAAGAAACAACAAUAAUCCAGAGGUUGCCCGCAGUAACAGAACACCUGAGAAAUCAGUUUCUGGUUCUGGUCAUGGAGACAUCAAAGAAGGUGGCGGUGGAACCUCGGCGUCGAAGACUGUUGCUGAGAAUGAAAGGCAAGUCAGUCAAAUUUCUGGUGAAACAAAAUCUGAAAGCGCUUUUGGGCAGUCGGAUUCUAGAAGAAUUUCAGAGAGCGGCCCAGCUACACCGACGUCAACUCGUCCUGGACUAUCACCAAGCUCGCCAAUUAGUUCGUUGCCCUCACCAGAAAAGUCGACUCUUAACCCGAAUGCAAAGUUUGAACAGUUUAAGGCUACAAUGAAUGUGGAAGAUGGAAGCUUGAAGAGGCGUUCACGUGAUAGUUUAGUGUACCUCACGACAUGUAUGAUUGGGCAUCUCGUGGAAGCAUAUCUAAAAAAUGGAUCGGUUUAUAGUGGUAUAUUUCAUGCUGCUCAUGUGGAGAAGGAUUUUGGAAUUGUUCUAAAGAUGGCAUCCCUGGUUAAAGACGGUACUUUACGAGGGCAUAAAUCUCGUUCCGAGUUCGUCAGAAAGCCACCUUAUAAGACAUUCAUUAUUACUGGGGAUGAGCUUGUGCAAGUUGUAGCUAAGGAUCUCUCCGUAUUCAGUGACGGCAAGUUAAAAGCCGUUCAGAGUGAGAAGUCGGUGGAGCUUUUGACGGAUUCUUCUAUAUCAAAGUCCUGUCGUGUUGAUCAGGGAAGAGAGCUAAAACACUGGGUACCUGAUGGUCAAGCUCCUGAGGGUCUGGAUAAUGUGUUUGAUAAGCCUUGGAAACGUGGGGGAUGGGAUCAGUUUAAGGUGAAUCAGGAACGGUUUGGAGUAAUGAGCACCUUCAAUGAGGAAAUGUAUACCACACCACUUGACAGAGGUCUUUGGACUAGAGAGCUGGAAGAGAAAGCCAGAGAGAUUGCGAGAGAGAUUGAGGGUGAAAAUACCGGAGAUCUUCAUGUAGCAGAGGAAAGAGGCCUUCAAGUUAAUGAGAAAUUUGAUACUGACGAGGAAGCUAAAUACUCAGCUGUCCGUCGAGUUGAUGGAUUUGAUGAUAGUGGGUUUGAUGAGGAAGACGACAAAUUGCUGGACACUUGCAACGAUCAGACUUUCGGUGGUUCAUCUACUUCUAUUGUCCAGAAGCCAGCUUCUUCUGGUGGCCAGAAGCCAACUUCUUCUAGUGGCAAGGGUUAUGGGGGUGAGAGCUGCUCGAUAUCUGAUGAUCACGCUGGUCACCUUCCCUCUGAACAGCGAUCCAAGUAUUUUCCUGCCCGAGGCAGCAGUAUAAGUGAGAGCCAGUUGGGUGAGCGAAGAAACAACAAUAAUCCAGAGGUUGCCCGCAGUAACAGAUCACCUGAGGUAUCAGUUUCUGGUCAUGGAGAUAUCGAAGAAGGUGCAAAUCUUGGUGGCGGUGGAACCUCCUCGGCUUCGAUGACUGUUGCUGAGAAAGAAAGGCAAGUCAAUCAAGUUUCUGGUGAAAGAAAAUCUGAAAGCUCUUUUGGUCAGUCGGCUUCUAGAAGAGGUUCAGAGAGCGGCCCAGCUCCGUCGGCCUCAACUCGUCCUGGACUAUCAUCACCAAGCUCGUCAAUUAGUUCGUUGCCCUCAUCCGAAAAGUCCAUUCUUAACCCGAAUGCAAAGGAAUUCAAACCAUCGCAAUCACCAGCUCCUGUACGGCCUCAAUCUCCAAUUGCAGGUGGCUCAUUCUACUACGCUGCUCCACCUCCACCGGUUCAGCAGAUGCCUGUAAUGCCUGCUGGUUACGGACAUAUGCAGAUUCAACCGCAAUAUCCUGGACAGCAGCAGCUGCUUCGUUAUCCUGGCCACGAGUAUCCUCAAACUUAUUAUCCUCCAAAUGCACCGCCCCAGUAUCAGCAGUGGCAGCAGCUGAUGAUGCAAGGUCAGGAGCUGAUGAUGCAAGGUCAGUAUCCUAGGCCGCCGGAUAUGAUUUACAUGCCGCUGCCUCCUCCUUACCAACCGGGAAAUCCACAUAAUCAAGGAUGAGAGUAAUAAACAGUUGGUCAUGAUGUUGUUUUUCUGAGAAGGAAGGACUUAAACGAACUAACCAACACUCUGUUUUGGUUUAUGCACCUUUCUCUCACUCUUGCUUAGUCAAUUACUGGAACCAUUUUCUACUUUUUAGAUUCCCCAUUGGAUUUAAUAUCUAGUGUUAAAAGGAAAAAAACAAAAGAACAUAACAAUGUACUUGUACUCUCUUGAAUCUGAAGGUGUAAAUAUUUUAGAGUUUAGCUCA